This is a messenger RNA of Drosophila subobscura, 559 nucleotides long. RefSeq names its product lysozyme. Gene Ontology annotation, molecular function: lysozyme activity. Bases 75 to 542 code for a protein of 155 amino acids. The record is from RefSeq and is a predicted model, not a curated record. The transcript is spliced from 2 exons. NCBI's taxonomy places the organism in Eukaryota, Metazoa, Arthropoda, Insecta, Diptera, Drosophilidae.
GCCAGAUCUGUAGUCAGUGCUGCGAGCGAUCAGUGUCUGAAUAGUCGUGCAACGCAUUGAAUCGGCAGUGAAAAAUGUACUACAAGCUGACAGUACUUUUAACGCUGGGCCUGGGCCUUGUCCUCGUGCAAUCGGAGAGCCCCAAACCCAUCACGGAGACAUGUUUGCUGUGCAUGUGUGAGGCACUGAGCGGCUGCAAUGCGACGGCUGUGUGUGUGAACGGAGCCUGCGGCAUCUUUCGGAUCACCUGGGAUCAGUGGGUGGAUGCGGGCAGACUGACAGUGCCCGGCGACACACCACUCUCGGACAGCGCGUUUACCAACUGCGCCAAUGAUCCGCACUGUGGGGCGGACACUCUCCAGAACUACAUGGUGAAGUACGGCCAGGAUUGCAACGAUGAUCAGCAGGAGGAUUGCUACGACUACGGUGCCAUCCACUACAUGGGUCCAUUCAAUUGCAAAGCCGAUAUGCCCUACAACUACGAGAACAUCUUUAAGCGGUGUCUGCGACGUGCGCAAAGGGAGCAGCAGUCCACAGACUAAGCCGCCUAGGGGCAACC